GUGAAGACGGCAUAGGGUAGGUCGCCCCUUAGUGUCAUCUGAAGUACACUCUCAACUACCAACACGGCUCCCCCACUUCUCUCGCCGUCAUGUCAGAGAAGAUGUACUACUGGGGUCAGGAGAAAGACGUUGACCCCGAACAGACUUUUAUUGAGUUCUCCGCCAAACAGGGCCCUUCAGACGGAGUCACCCCCCAAGUGAUACCACCUCAGCCAGAAGAAGAGGAAAGGGGAGGAUGGGGCAACAAACUGGACUUUCUGUUCUCCUGCAUCAGUGUGAGCGUAGGACUAGGCAAUGUGUGGAGGUUCCCCUACCUCUGCUACAAAAACGGAGGAGGAGCCUUCUUGGUGACCUACGGCAUAGCCAUGGUGUUCUGUGGAAUUCCCAUUUUCUUCCAAGAAGUGGCUGUAGGACAAUACCUAGGAGCUGGUGGCAUGACCUUGGUAGGACAACUUUGUCCUUUACUGCAGGGAGUUGGCUACGCUACAAUGACAAUAGUAUUCUUCCUAGACAUCUAUUACUGCAUCAUAAUUUCUUGGACUUUGUUCUACCUGAUCGCUUCGUUCACAUCUCUACCUGGACUUCCUUGGGAGCAUUGCGAUAAUUGGUGGAAUACCGAGACUUGUUUUGCUCCUGGUAUGAACGCAACGUUGAUCCAUAACCGUACCAACCACACAACUACGCCCGUGGAAGAGUAUUGGGACAAGCGGGUGCUACAAAUCUCCCCCGGGAUAGACCAGCUGGGGGGAAUGCAGUGGGAGUUACUAGGGAGUCUGCUGCUAGGCUGGGUCUUGAUCUAUCUCAUCAUCUGCCGAGGCCUACAUCAGAGUGGAAAGAUCAUCUGGUUCACGGCACUGUUCCCAUAUGUAGUUCUCCUAGUGCUCCUAGUGAGAGGGGUGACUUUGCCUGGUGCCGGGGAUGGGCUACUUUACUACAUAACACCUCGCUGGGAGGAACUACUCGGUCCUGGGCCUUGGAUUGACGGAGCCACUCAGAUAUUCUUCGCCUACAGCAUCGGCACUGGCGCUCUCCCGGCCCUUGGCUCUUACAACAAGUUCCAUCAUAAUUGCUACAAGGAUGCCAUUAUAACCUGCAUUGUUAACACGUUGACUUGUUUAUUGGCUGGAUGUGUCACUUUCUCCAUUCUGGGCAACAUCGCUCUGGAGCAAGGCACUCACGUAUCCGAGGUGGUAAAAAGUGGACCUGGUCUGGUGUUCCUCACAUACCCAGAAGUGGUGCUUAAGUUGCCUGGAGCCCCGGCAUGGGCUGCCAUAUUCUUCUCAAUGCUGGUGAUUUUGGGUAUAGACAGUGAGUUCUGCAUCGUAGAGUCUUUCAUCACGGGCAUGGUUGACAACUGGCCAGAAACUCUCCGGCCACAUCGGGCCAAGUUCACUAUGGCCGUAUGUGUGCUGCUGUGUCUGCUGGGCAUACCUAUGGUCACUCAGGGCGGAGCGUACAUAUUCCAGCUGAUGGAUUACUACUCUGCUUCCGGGAUGUGUCUCCUGUGGGUUUGUUUCUUCCAGACCAUCGCCAUUUCCUGGAUAUUUGGAGCCGGCAAGUUCAUAGACUGUGUUCACCAAAUGAUGGGUGUGAGGCCCAACAGGUUCUGGUACUUCUGCUGGGUGUUCUUCGCCCCAGCCACGAUGGUGUCUAUCUUCAUAUUCUACAUAGUGAUGUACGUACCUGCCAAGUACGGUCCAUACGUUUACCCGGACUGGGCAGAAUUGAUUGGUAUUGGCCUCAGUCUGUCAUCCAUGCUGUGGAUUCCAGGAUACGCCAUCUACUAUCUUAUCACAACUCCGGGAACUUUCAAGGAGAACUUAGUUCUCGGUCUCACUCCCAACUUCAAGUCCCGAGCCAGGGUUUCAGCGAGCGCCAAGUCCUCAGCGCUUCAGAUGUCUGAAUCAAGCGCUGGUUUGCUGUCUAAGAAUAGCUCCUUCUUGAACCCAUAGCAGGCAAAGACCGGAGCGAGCGGGUCGCAGCCGAAGAACAGGAAAAAAGCUCCGGCAGCGUCCCUCGCCUCCUCAGAGAGCAGUGCUCGUCUUCUGUCCAAAAACAGCUCUUUCGUCAACCAGUAAGAACCAUCAGGAACGCAGCUCAAGGUUUAUGAUUACAAACAUUCCGUUAAGUCUAUAUAGUUUUGAGUCAAACUCAAAAUGGCUGAUUAUCGCUGAAAAAAUUAUUAUUGAUUACGCUUUUAUUCCGUUAGUGAUAUAGUUUUACCGUUUCCACCUAGUGGAGCCUGAAUUGUGAAUUCAGCUUGGUUUAGAGUUUUCAUAGUUUUUAUUACAAAUAUUUUUAAAGGUUAUAGUGAUGGGUGACUCUUAAAGAGACUUCUGAUAGUUAUAGGUUUUAUAGAUCUGUGCCUACCACUCGAGGUAUUUUAGGACAAGUUAGGUAAAGUGUUAUAUUUUAUAGAUGAAUAUUCCCUUCAGAAGGAUAUGUAUCGUGUUGUCAGUGCCAAAUGGUAAUGAGUUGAAGAGAUGUUGAAUGUUAACAAAUUUCCCUUCUUAUUUUCAACUUUUGUCUGUGCAGUUAUUUCACAAACUGGUUCUCUAACUUGUCUUGAGUUUUUCAGCUAAGAUUUUAAUAUUUGAUCGGUGUUCCCCAACAUGUAUCUAUUCUCCCCUUUCAUUUGGUUUGAAAUUUUAGUUUUACUGUACCAUUUCUCAACCGAAACAAAUUAUUUAAUUAAACUUUACAGUAAUUUUAGUUUGUCUGGAUUUGAUAAGAGGAAAGACAAGAUUAUUUGUUGGACUGGGAAGUCAAGCGCCAAAAUGCUACCUGAAGCUCGCUAUUUUUUACUUGUAGUAAAUGUUGUAGAUUAUAUGUCACACAGAGUAUACAAUAAGUAACACACUUUUGUUAGUACCCUUAACAGUGUUUUCGUAUGUGUGUUCAGUUGAUUAAAUUUGAGUUUGUAAAUUUUAAAUGAUAGGUUAAAAACUAAAUGAAUAAUUUGUCUAGAUCCGUUUUAUUGAACACAGCUCAAUAAAACUUCUUGUCUUGAUAAAUCACACAGAAUUUUUUUUUUUUUAAGGGAGAGGAGGGAAAAUGCUUUUACGCACACAGGUAGCCAGCCUGUAGUGUGAGACUCCUGAAAUCAUCCGACUACUCACUAAAAAACCCCCUCUAUUCUGUUGGACACAGACCUGGAAUUGUUUGUCACAUUACUACUUCAAGUCAGGCCAACAUGUGACCUAAACCCUCAGGGCUCGCACCGUUUCUGACAUUUAGAUUCUUUAUGACCUACACCGCAUCCCGGUCAAGGUCGAGCUUCUUGGCGCGGAGAAUACCCUGAAUGUAAUGUGACACACAGGUCCAAUUGUCCUCACCCUCUGUCAUCAUCGGUAUGACCGUGUCCACCGACAGCAGACCUACUAACUGAUGAGCCUCCAGGCGGGGCCUUUCCCAAUGCUGGCAGUGGAAAAAGGUAUGUUCCACAUCAUCGGGAAUGUCUGGGCAGUAUAUGCAAUCAGGUGACACUGACGCUGGUGCUGCCUGACGCUGCAUUCAGGAUAGCCGCAUCCUAUAUACCUCCUUAUUGAGAGCGUCUGCCCACACCUCAGCACCGUACAAGAGUACGGACUGGGGCUGGACCGAGGACCUCCGACAUUGGCCAUCAACCGGCUAAGAGAGGAGACAACCCUAGCGGCCUUGUGCGCCGUACAGAAAAUCUGAUCCCGCCAGCUAAGCUUGCUGUCCACCAUAACCCCAAAGGGUAAUAUCACGAUCUCAGUUUUGCUCAAAGCAAGCGAGAGACCGUGGUCUGUCAUCCUUGCGUUUAUGGUACGCAUAACUCGGUUCAGCUUUAGCUGAGCCAGCUCAACGCUAUCAAAACUGCAACGUCGUCUGCGUACCCAACUAAAACAGUUUCCUCAGGCAUUUCAGACCUCAGGAGGCUGUCAUAAGUGACAUUCCAGAGGUCUGGGGCGGGUAUGGAACCUCGGGCAGCACCGGAAGUGACACUAAUCGUCCGUGGGCCCUCUGUAGUUUCAUACAUGAGGAGGGGGAACCGGAGAUAAUCCUCUAUGAUACGCAUGAGGUAUGCCGGAACGUGGAAUGUUAUGUAAUAGAGCGAUAGCACCACCUCGCGGAAUUAAAUCACACAGAAUUGAAACUAGCCAGGUUAAAUUUAAUGCAAUUUUCUCUAAUUACUUUUAGCCAAAAUUUAGGGGCUUAUUUGAAUUUAGUUAUUAGUUAGAAACAACACAAUAUUUUCCUGCCAAUUGAUCCAGAAGCAUUUUUUAAUAAUCCCAUUUUAAUGAUUUAUAAAAGUGUGUUACAUUUUUGCUGUGACUAUUUUGAUGAUGUAAAUAGAUGUAGAUAAAUGUGUAGAGAGUAGAAAUUGUGUACAUUAGUUGUAUAAGUGUACAUGAACCUGUUUUUGACGUUGCAAUAAUUUUAAUGUUCUCUCUUUUUCUUACCUUAUUAGAUUAUUAUUGAAACUAAAAAUCAAUAUAUUUGUUGUUUUAUGUUGCACGCCUAGAGGGGAUGUGAAAAAACCAUUCAAAUUCUUAGUUUGCAAAAAAACAAAUGAUAAAAGUAUUCACAAAUGUUAUUAAUUUGGUUAACCUUUAGAUUAACGUUUGAACACAAUUAUGUUUUUUUUUACUUAACACACGGAUUGGCAUUGAUUUUACAUUUUAAGAAUAAUUUGUUUGAUAAAUUAAAUGUUUUGUAAAGGAUUUAGUUUUAAAAAUAUGUUCAAACAUAGAAAAGUAGGUUACAGAGGAAACAUUCAAUGGUGCAUUUAAGUGGUGUCCAGCACUAGUAACUGGUGUCUAGAGCAAAGAUCAUCACAGCCCCCCUCAUGUACUACGAGACUUUUACUGUAGGAAGACCCUGAUGUGUCCUGUGCGAUAGGAAUUGCGCACAAGACUUGCCACUUAGGCUCUUCUUUGCUCGUCACAAUUAGGUACAUUUCCCGCACAACAUACUAUAGUCCUCGCCACCCUAAGUUGAGGCAGCCAAAGGCCGCAGUAGAUAUACGCCGUGCGGCCUUGGGCUGCCUCAACUUAGGGUGGCGAGGACUAUAGAGCUAAAAGCGCACAGUCCCUACUUUGUACCUUUACAAGUAAAUAAAUAAGUUUCCUCAGUACCUUACUUUUCUAGGGUUUAGCCCAUAAGUUAACUUUUAAGUUGGUUUUAACUCAAAGUUGGCACCUUUUUUAGAGAUUCUGCUUCCUUAUCGUGCCAACUUAUAUCUCAAAGUGUUUUAAGAUGUUAAAAAAUUAAUUUCCUAACAUGUUUUCUUCGCUACAAAAUAUUUUUAUCCACUUUGGUGCUAAUGUGUGUAGUCUUCCGGUCUAAUCUGUGCCACACAGAACAUAUUUUAUGAAGCCUCUAUAUCUUUACUGAUCCUGGAAUGUAGUCGGAUAAAUUUUAGGAGAUUUAUCUUUGGAUAAAACAUGGUAUAAUGUGAGAGUGUAAAUUAAAUUUAUAUGGUUUUUUUUACUGCCUCAACCAUCUGAAUAGAAUAUAUAUUUAUUUAUUUAAAUUUUGUGCACCUCAAAGAUUUACAAUAAAAUUGGAAAAAAGUAAUUAAAUUACGAUUAGAGAUUUACAAAAUAUUAAAAUUACAUAAUUUACCUUGAUUGCAAUGCAAGGAGUCAUAAAACCGUCUUUGAAAAGUGCUCUCUUCAUAUUUAUAGAGUUUAUAUAAUUAUGAACAGAUUUUAAUUCAUCCAUUAGAUUCUCAAUGAAUCUGGAUUGUUGACGUUUCACUGUGUUUUACUAAAUGGCGCAAAAUAAAACUGCACAAAUAAAAUAUUACACUAGGAUAGUAAGUUUUAAAUAUAUUUCUUAGAUAUUUGAACAGCUUGGUGUAAUUUAAUAGACCAAAGAGUUUUGUGAUAGUAUUUUAAGUUUUAUAAUUUUUGUUUUAUUUUUAUAAUAAGCAAUACUUAUUUUGUAAAUAAUUUGUGGAUGAUAGUGUACAGCCAACUUAAAAACAACUAAUUUGUUCAAUUAUUUUUAUAAUCAACAUUAUUUUGAGAUGUGUUAUGUAAAAUAUAUUUGUAUCAGACAGAAUGAGACAUUUGUGGUAACACUAUUUUGCAGAUUAGUUUAACAAUCACAAACCCAACUUUGUCUUUUUUAUGCUCACAUUUUUCUUAAUCUCUUGCUGAAAAAAAACUUGACCUUAAUGAUGAAUUAUACUGUACUUCUCUGUAACAUUCUGUACUGGGAGUUUUUUAAAUACUUUUGGUAGAUAAAUGGAUGGUUAGUGGCUAAUAAUGUUAUAAAACUACAACUAUUUACACUUUACCAUUCAAAAUAUUUUUUUUUACUGAUUCAUCCCUUAAGUCUUAUGACCUUUCUCAAGGUUAAUACAAAAGCAUUUUGUAGUUAUUAAACCUCAGAGUAUUUUUGUCACUUCAAUCGCUUCAAUGCAUGUUAUAAAUAUAAAUAUGUAUAAACAUUCUCAUUACAAAAAACAAACUUCAAUCAAGGUAAUACCACUGCCAAGGAACCUUUAAUAAAAUCUGAGAAACUUCUAUAGUCUGAAAAUGAUUUAAGAGAUAACAUAGUUUUGAAACACUUUGAUACAGUUUUUGAAUAUUGAAGCAAUUUAGAAUUUAACCAUGAAAUCAUGUAGUAUAAUUUAAUUUUAAGUUAUCGGAACUUAAUUUGUUUCUAGAAAGUUUUUCAAACAUUUUCAGAGGCUAUAUAACACGGUACUCUGCAAAAGUGAGUUGUUGAGUUUACAAUGUAUUUGAUUUUUGAUAGUUUACCAAAUAUGAAAAACUUCUUAUAAAACACAACGUGGGUAUCAGAAGUGGUAUAUAAUGAUGUGUAGAUCUAGUUUUAUGAGACACAAUAAUUAAAUUUAUCCUUACCUCAAUCAUAUUUUAUUUCAGCUGAGGUUUUAUUUUCACGGUACAGAAAAUCCACAAGGUGCUAUAAUUUUUUUUAUUGAACUUACUCGCUUAAGUUUAACACUUUUUAGUAAAUAUAGACUUUAUAUAUAUAUAUUUACGAAUUUUAAGUUCCACUAAGAGUUUUUUGAAACUGCCAAGAGAGUUCAAAUUAUGUUUUGAGAUCUGGUGAAUCAGAAAAACUGGUGUAUUAUUUACCUCAAACUUAACCAAAUCUUCAUAUUUUUUUGUAAACGUAUCCCUCAAAUUUAGGUUAAGCUACUAAAGUAUUAUUAGAUAAUAAUGUACAGGUGUUCCAAACAAUGAGACUUUAUGUAUUAUAUUUAGUGUAAAAGAUGUAUCAAAUGCAAAUC
Macrosteles quadrilineatus (aster leafhopper) is the source of this 7234-nucleotide messenger RNA. RefSeq names its product sodium- and chloride-dependent GABA transporter 1-like. Lineage: Eukaryota; Metazoa; Arthropoda; Insecta; Hemiptera; Cicadellidae. Gene Ontology annotation, cellular component: membrane. The coding region runs from base 90 to 1952 and encodes 620 amino acids. The transcript has 14 exons. The record is from RefSeq and is a predicted model, not a curated record. Gene Ontology annotation, biological process: sodium ion transmembrane transport.